AUGAAAAAAUUGAUAGUGAUUAUAAAUUUAAUAUUAAAUUAUUAUUUAAUAUUAAUUGAAAGCAAGUCAAAUUAUGCAAUCGAAAAUUCUAUCACCGCCAAAAUAACUAUAACAGGAAACAUAAAUGGAAUUUUUUAUAUUUACGACGAUUUAUUCGAUAGUGGUACUCAACUGAAAGGCUACUAUGAGAAUGGAUUAAUUCCAAGACGAGAAUUAAAAUAUGACGAAUUGUUUAGAUUUUUUGUAAUUUUAGACUAUAGUUGUGAUAACAUAACAGUUGAUGUAUUAUUUAAUGGUGACUUCACUUUGAACACUGAUGAAUUUAUUUAUGUUGAUGUUACUAGAAGUUUCAUACCAUAUAAAUUUAGAAAUAAAAUAUUUAACCCUAGGCGAGGUAGUAGCAAAGUAUUCAGGACUUAUGGAAAUGGUUGGUAUUUUGGUAAAGAUAUACCUCAUACUAUUGUAGUAUUUGAAAGGAUUACUAAUAUUAAGGAUAAAUUUAGAAACACAGCGUGUGGAGAUAUAGUCCCAAUUGAUCAUAAAAAUGAUAAAGAUGUGAUAUUAAUCAAUCAAAAAGAAGCUAAUUCAUUGAAGAAAACAAUUCAAAAUUCAAAAUUCAAUGAUGAACUUGAUGAUGGCGAGGCUGAUAAAAUUGCCUUGAAAAAUAAAGACGUCGGAUUCAAAAAGUAUAAGAAAAAGAAAUUGACCAACAUUACUAAGAGUUCUACUACCAGUGCUGAUAAUAUUGUUACUAAUACUAUUGGUGUUAAUAAUGAUAGUAAUGUGCAUUAUAAUAUAGCAAUAUGA
Entrophospora sp. SA101 is the source of this 807-nucleotide messenger RNA. NCBI's taxonomy places the organism in Eukaryota, Fungi, Glomeromycota, Glomeromycetes, Entrophosporales, Entrophosporaceae. The record is from the annotation of a GenBank genome assembly.